AUGACUUAUGAUAAAUUUAAUCCUGUCUUUGCAGUAAAUCUCGUCCCAUUUGGUCCAGAAGCGGGUGACCUGAAAGUGAACCCGUCUUUGUUAACCGCUGGUCAAACAAUCGACCUGCACAUGUUUUUUCCAUUCUACGGAGGACUCUAUAACUAUACCACGAUCUCCGUCAAUGGUUACAUAGGCUUUGCUACUGUGCUUGAUCAAGGACCAACAAUAAAUGUUGGCCCUGAAAGUACAGACUGGCCCCGUCAAGAAGAUCCAGCUAUGAUUGCUCCUUACUUAUGUAAACAGCAGAUUCCACAAACUGGAAACCCUGCUCUUCGUGCUGGGGUAUUCUAUCGCCUAAUUUUGCGUCAAUCAUUAUUUGGAAGAGAUUCGGGAUCAAAUAUGAAUCUGGUAGGGACCAUGCAAGCAAGCAGUUUUUUCGGACAGCCUCCAUCAGAGGCUUGUCCCGGCACGCCAGAAUCAUAUGCUCGUUGUGACCAACAAAGUGAUUUCUUCCUAGAUGAAAUGAUGAGGUGGUUACAAGAGGGAGUAGCCGGAGCAUCGAUGUUUCGUGCCGAUGCUGCUCUAGUCGUCACCUGGCACAACACAGCUUCAGGCAUUGCUGGGCGAUCCGACAUCGAUGCGGGUCAAACCGCAACUUACCAGGCUAUAUGGCUGACUGACCAACCAGGUCGUUUAUCCUAUGUUAUUUUCAACUAUGAUCGAUUAGGCUUUGAUGCUCAAGAUUUUCGUGCAAAUUCUCGAAGUGGACGUUGUAGGGCUCUAUUCAAUGGCGGCAAUCACACAGGCGUUGUCGAUGUUGAUCCUACUCAAGCGUACAAGAACACUCCAAAGGUACUAGCACAACGUUCCGGUGUUCCACAUGUGGUACGAGGUCGCUACAUGUUCCGAGUCGAUGAUGUUGUACGCCCAGCUGGCUGCAGUAACAAAACUGGAGGAACAUAUCCGAUGAUGAUCUACCCAAACAUCGUAAAUAUGCUUGGUGAAAUGACUGUAGAUGUGAAUGCAAUGUGCUUGGAUCGUGCAACCCCUUAUAUUCUUAUGAUAGAAGAAAGAGAGGUAGCCACAUGUCAGGUCUUGAACUCAGCCAUAGCUCGUUGUAGUUUACCGAAAAUCUAUGAUUGGGGUACAAAAACCGUGUAUUUCCAACCGCAAUCGAAAGGUGCCAAUGAUGAAAAAGCCUUCGUGGGAUAUAUCUAUUUUGUGCCUCCAACCUUGGAUCCGCAACGUUUGGAUAUUGGUAAUCUCUAUGAGUGGUAUAAAAAUCCAAUGCCCAGCUAUCUAAUGCCAAUCUCUUGGUACCCGCGUAAUUUCACUAAUCCCGAUUUAUUCAACAAUCUUAAUCAAGUCGGGACCCGAAUAUCCGACGAUGCUCUCUAUGGUGUGCAGUUAGGACUAUAUGUGGUUGGCUACAGGGAGUACAAAGAUGACGAGAUCAAAAAAUUCCGACCUGAACAUCGCACACUGGCUCGUAUAGCUACCUACACUAAUCGCAAUAGUUUUGAUUACCGCUGGAGAGCUCAGGAAGAGGUCAUCAAUCUAAAUCAGGUCCAACAAUGGUAUUUGAACGAUUGGGAACGUUGGAAUACUUUGUAUACCUUCCGAGUAGGCUAUCUCAAAUUGGCACCGAUGAGACCAAACGAUAUGAAUGGGACAGAGUUAUUAGCCGGCCUCGUUUCCGCUCCCAUUCCUCUUCAUUGGUUAUGGGCUCCAGAAGACAAUCGCUUUGGUACCUCUACAUUUUCACAACAAGAACGAGAUCAGCGAACAGAGUUUGUAACCCGGAAAUCUAAAGAAAUGUGCCAUGACUGGUAUGACGAAGAUGGCGCGUUGUUCAACUUUAUUCGCGAUACAGAGACAAACUCAAGUUGCCCAUGUGUGGAAACGCAAGCACGUCUGGAUCUUGGACGAUUUAUGCCGCAUCCAAGAUGUUCACAGACUUUUCGUGAUAUCACGUGCACGACUAUGAUCGGUUCCAAAAAUUGCUACAUGUCCGCACAAAACAUCUAUGGAUCCUAUGCCGGCAAAGGAAACACAUUUGAUAACAUGGACACAUCGCGAUUUAUGACGCAUUAUGGACAAGUCUGCUGCUAUGAUGAAACUGGAUUCCUUAUGCAAACUCCAUAUCAGCCUGUAAUCAAGACUCAAAAGGAGUACUUCUACAAUCCGGGCUAUCCGCUAAGGGCGUAUGAAUUCGGUACACCACCAUAUAUGGGACAGUUUGAAGUUCCCGGACUAUCUGUAUUCCAUAACGAUUACAUGCCUUACUUCUUAUGCUGCAAAUUUGCCGAUUUCCGCUGUCAAAUGUUCUACUGGCGACGGCCAUCGUCAGCUUGUCAAGAAUACCAACCUCCUGCUACAGGCCAAGUCUCCGGCACAGGUGUAUUCAACACCAUCGACAAUGACAAGUUCAUUUUUAACGAGCCAGGGGUGUUCAACUUCCUUUACGUUCCGAAAACUGUACGUACACCAGAAGUGCGCGUACAAAUUCGUAUGGAACGAUACCCAAAUAGAAAGGUUGACUUUGGCUUACUAGGGCGUUAUAUUGCACAGUCAGAACUUGUACAACCUACAAAUGCGACGGUAGUCACAGGAGUCGUCAUCGAAGCUACCGGAAGCGACCGUGUUUACGUACUGGCUAGAAAGGACACUAGACGAUUCCGCUACCGUACCGACGUUAUUGUCGGGAAUAUUCUGCGGUAUUUUGAUACGAUCAGAUUGCAAAGAUUCGACGGAGUGCUCGUAUACGUGAACAACGUUGAAAGGGGUCAGCCCGAAAUCUACGUGGUAAUGGAAGAGGCACAAAUUGGUAUUCGGGUCCGGGAGAGUUAUGCUUUGGAUAUUGAUCGAUUACCCAUGUACCAAGAAAGUAUGGGUAUGCUGGAUAUCCAGUUGUCAGUGCCUCCACAAUAUGGAGUGCGCCCCGAUGGGGACAAAAGUCGCGAGACUGAGGAACGUCAGCGCUACAACCUUCCCCGAAUCAGCGGUCUCAUGAGACCGUUCCCGGAACAGACAAAUGCUGCCAUAUUCUCUGGACUUACCCUCAACGAUGUCAAUUCGGAAGCAAUCCGACAGCAGAUAAUCAAUAAUUACAGAAUAGUAGGAUCUGGUGAAUCAGGAACAGAACAACAACCCGCAGGCACACUAGCUCAAGGCCUACCCUCUGAAAAUAUGUUCACGACCAGCAAGGACGAAGACAAACAGUAUGAUGUGUUCCCUGAGGCAAAUCUACGCGCUGGACCCAUCUACAAAAUGGCACCACAAUAUGAAUCAGGCCGAUACCGAUAUCGGCCACAGACUGGAAUGGAUAUCAGUCAAGCGCUCAGCAACUGCCGUGGUCUGCAAGAAGAUCCCACAUUGAGUCUGCAACCAUAUCAAAGUCAAGCAAAUCUUAUAUAUGGUAUGUCUCGAUGUCCUGAUGAUGCUGCUUCGAUCAUUAAUGAUUGUGGUGAUAGUGUUCCAUGUUUGUAUAGUUACGCUUUACUACAAUCCAAAGUAUUGGCAUUCGAGGAGCAAGACACCUGGAACAGUUUUGUCACAGAACGAGUCGAAGCUACACGAAAGUACAAUAGCUGUGGUGCGAUCAACAUCGAGUACCCAGAAUAUAUGAUGAAAACCCCGGCAUUGUCAUCUGGCUAUCUGCAAGGAGAUGUGGCACGAUUUGGUUGUUAUCAAAGUCACUGGAUCAAGGGAGAUGCUGAAUAUAAGUGCGGAAUUGUUGUGGAUUAUAAUAAUCCAAACAACUAUCGUUUUGAAUGGAAUAAAGGCUCACAACCAUGGUGCCGCUCGCGAGUCAAAGAAAAUUACUUCAAAUGGAUUACUGUAAUAUUCAGUACUGUAGCUAUAAUUCUUGCUAUAAUGUCGGUAUUCCUCGGAUGUUGGUGUGUGAAACAGAAGAGGAUACAAGAACAACGACAAUAUAAUUAUUCUGACAAUGCCGCUUACACGAAUAAAGGCCGAGUGGCCUCGAUGGGCUCCCUAGACGACGGACCUCAGCUCACUCAACGAUUCCCAGCAAGGACUACUCCUGCCACUUUGGAGCCGGCAAGGCUAACCCCGGCUUCGUCAAGGCCGCAAUCACGGAAUCUCUUUGGCUUCAACACCAGUGUCUAG
This is a messenger RNA of Cylicocyclus nassatus, 4122 nucleotides long. NCBI's taxonomy places the organism in Eukaryota, Metazoa, Nematoda, Chromadorea, Rhabditida, Strongylidae. The record is from the annotation of a GenBank genome assembly.